Messenger RNA from Aspergillus steynii IBT 23096, 2039 nucleotides. RefSeq names its product scramblase family protein. The transcript has 3 exons. Lineage: Eukaryota; Fungi; Ascomycota; Eurotiomycetes; Eurotiales; Aspergillaceae. The record is from RefSeq and is a predicted model, not a curated record. Gene Ontology annotation, biological process: plasma membrane phospholipid scrambling. Gene Ontology annotation, molecular function: phospholipid scramblase activity. Gene Ontology annotation, cellular component: plasma membrane. The coding region runs from base 85 to 1671 and encodes 528 amino acids.
GUCUCACCCGCGUUCUCGUCCCCAUACCUAUUUACUCUUUCGCUCAAAAACACCUUUCGUGAGAGAUACAGUCUACGGUCAGAAAUGUGGAGCGCCACACUGCGCCAGCCACCGGCGCGAUGGAUUCAGGCGCCUGGCCGGGCACUUUCGAGCUCCUUUACCAGAGGGCGCAUUAGCCCUCGCGGUCCUCGCAAUUCCAUACGCAGGCCAGAGCCCCUAAGAAGAGAGAGGAUACCCGCGCAAUCAGAAGUGAAAAAUGAUCCCGGCUCCGCACACGCAGACUACGAUCCAUCCCAAAAUUCGCUUCUCGCUCCUGUCCAUAUACCCGAGGAUCCGCAUGCCGUGCUCAAGGAAACCCAUCCGGCGACGGGGAUACUGGCCAAUUCUGGGCUGGUGGUCCAGCGGCAGCUAGAACUGAUGAAUGUAAUGAUCGGGUUUGAACAAGCCAACAAGUACGUGAUCAUGGAUGCAAAUGGAAACCACAUCGGUUAUAUGGCAGAACAGGAGAAGGGAAUGGCAAGCAUGAUGGCUCGACAGUGGUUUCGGACGCAUCGGGGUUUCGUGACGCACGUGUUUGAUAGGCAUGAGAAUGAGGUGCUUCGAUUUCACCGUCCAUUUUCCUGGAUCAACUCUCGCAUUCGAGUUUACAACCCCUUAGAUAUUGCAACAAGCACCCACCCCUCUACAAAUGUCCAAACUGUUUCUCCCGGUACAUUGGCGCAGGCGACAGAAUCCUCGAACGCCCGGGUCUCGCCACUAGGAUUUGAUAAAAUGCGUGUGGUUGGGGAAGCCCAGCAACAGUGGGCGCCUUUACGCCGAAAAUAUAACCUCUUCACUUACCACGCCUCGCCGGACCCAGCAACAGACAUGCAAACACAGAGAAUGCCACUUUCACAGUCGGGCUUGUCUAGCGCGCAGCAGAUGCAACUAAUUCAAGCGACACGCAACGGGUCAGGACAAGGUGAAUACAACCAAUUCGCUUAUGUGGAUGAACCUUUCUUGUCGUGGGACUUCGGUCUUCGCUCGGCCGACAGUCGAUUAAUAGGAUCUGUGAACCGCAACUUUGCGGGUUUUGCGCGGGAGGUUUUCACGGACACCGGCGUAUACGCUUUACGAAUGGACUCGGCGGCGCUUAACGCAGAACAAGCAGCUACGCAAAACACUUCCGUUACCGGAAUGACCCUCGACCAACGUGCGGUAAUGUUGGCUACAGCAGUCAGCAUUGAUUUUGACUACUUCAGUCGUCAUAGUGACUCCGGUGGAUUUGGCUUCUUCCCUCUAUGGAUUCCUGGAUUUGGCGGAGAGGCUGCGGCCGGUGGCGCCGCUGCCGGUGAAGCCGGCGCUGUAGGAGAGACCGCUGCGGGAACGGUGGGCAGAGCCGGUGCUACCGGAGGCAUGACCGACAGUGCAGUGGCUGGAGCUGCAGGCGCAGGUGCCAUGGCAGGGUAUGAUGCCUUAUCCCGGGGCGUGCCGGGGGAUGGCCAGUCCCAGUCCGCUCCGCCAGAUCAGCACCCGCCGCCCAUGGAUCAACAGGCACCGACUUCCGGACAAGUUGGCCCUUACGGAGAUGUCUGGGCUGAAGAGCAGGAGGAUCCUUGGAGCCAUGAUCAAGAGGAUUUCUGGGCCGAAGAAGACCCGACCGAUGGCGGCGGGGACGACGACUUUUUCUAAUUGACAUUCGGACGCAGUUAAAUGAUAGGCCUAUUUCCCCAUUCAUUUUUUGUCUCAUAAAAUCCCGAAGAUUCCAGUCAAGUCAACCCACCGGUACAAGAGCACCGUUGCCUGCUAACAUCGGCAUCGAGGGCGGCAAUUUAUGGGUUUGCUACGAACCCCGGGUGACAACAGCAGCCUCGACGGGCGCCAACCUGGACAAGGAGAACGGCUCUGGCAGCUGGCCUACGACCUAGAGUCGUAGUAUCAAAGACAGGACCUACGAGAUGGAGAGCGCGCCCUGAUGCGCGGACAAUGCUGUACACACAAGAUACAAAGGAAGGACUAUAAAGAGCAGGAGACUAGAUCCUAGCCAAUGUCGUCUCAUA